Molecule: messenger RNA, 4414 nt
Organism: Trichosurus vulpecula (common brushtail)
Lineage: Eukaryota; Metazoa; Chordata; Mammalia; Diprotodontia; Phalangeridae
Gene: JPH3
Product: junctophilin 3
Exons: 5
Coding region: 1-2277 (758 amino acids)
Biological process (GO): regulation of synaptic plasticity
Cellular component (GO): junctional membrane complex; endoplasmic reticulum membrane; plasma membrane
Source: RefSeq, a predicted model, not a curated record
AUGUCCAGUGGGGGUAGGUUUAAUUUUGAUGAUGGAGGGUCCUACUGUGGAGGCUGGGAGGACGGCAAAGCGCACGGCCAUGGGAUCUGCACCGGCCCCAAGGGCCAAGGAGAAUACACCGGCUCCUGGAGUCAUGGCUUCGAGGUGCUGGGGGUCUACACCUGGCCCAGCGGCAACACGUACCAGGGCACCUGGGCGCAGGGCAAGCGUCAUGGCAUCGGCCUGGAGAGCAAGGGGAAGUGGCUGUACAAGGGAGAGUGGACUCACGGCUUUAAGGGGCGCUACGGGGUCCGGGAGUGUACCGGCAACGGGGCGAAGUACGAAGGCACCUGGAGCAAUGGAUUACAGGACGGCUAUGGGACGGAGACCUACUCGGAUGGAGGGACUUACCAGGGUCAAUGGGUUGGUGGAAUGCGCCAAGGCUAUGGCGUCCGGCAGAGUGUCCCGUACGGCAUGGCUGCGGUCAUCAGGUCACCCCUGAGGACAUCCAUCAACUCGCUGAGGAGUGAGCACACCAAUGGCACAGCACUGCAUCCAGAUGCCUCACCUGCUGUGGCUGGCAGCCCUGCGGUGUCCCGGGGGGGCUUCGUCCUUGUAGCUCAUAGUGAUGCCGAGGUCCUCAAGAGCAAGAAAAAGGGGCUUUUCCGGCGGUCCCUACUGAGUGGCUUGAAGCUGCGGAAGUCAGAAUCCAAGAGCAGCCUGGCCAGCCAGAGGAGCAAGCAGAGUUCUUUCCGAAGUGAGGCUGGGAUGAGUACGGUCAGCUCCACUGCCAGUGACAUCAACUCCACCAUCAGCCUGGGGGAGGGGGAGGCGGAGCUGUCUGUCAUUGAGGAUGACAUCGAUGCCACAACAACUGAGACCUACGUGGGCGAAUGGAAGAAUGACAAACGGUCUGGCUUUGGGCUGAGCCAGCGCUCGGAUGGACUCAAGUACGAGGGGGAGUGGGCCAACAAUAAAAGGCACGGCUAUGGCUGUAUGACUUUCCCGGAUGGCACAAAGGAGGAAGGGAAAUACAAGCAGAAUAUUCUGGUGAGUGGAAAGCGCAAGAACCUGAUUCCACUGAGGGCCAGCAAGAUCCGGGAGAAGGUCGACCGAGCUGUCGAGGCGGCGGAACGAGCAGCCACCAUCGCCAAGCAGAAAGCGGAGAUCGCGGCUUCCAGGACCUCCCACUCCCGGGCCAAGGCGGAGGCAGCCCUCACUGCAGCUCAGAAAGCCCAAGAAGAAGCCCGGAUGGCCAGGAUCACUGCCAAAGACUUCUCGCCUUCCUUCCAGCACAGGGAAAAUGGACUUGAAUGCCAGAGGCCAAAGCGUCAGAAUUCAAGCGACGAUAUCGAGGUGAUCUCCACAGGGACCCCAUUGCAACAGGAGAGCCCUGAGCUGUACCGGAAAGGCACAACCCCUUCCGACCUCACCCCUGAUGACAGCCCCCUCCAGAGCUUCCCUGCCAGCCCCUCCAUCACGCCACCGCCAGUCCCCGCCUGCCGAAACAAGAGUGCCCACUUCUCCCGGCAGAUCUCUGUGGAUGAAGAGCGAGGCGGGGAGAUCCAGAUGCUGCUGGAGGGCCGGGGUGGGGACUACCUAAGGCCCAACAGCUGGAGCGAGGAGAAGGUAGGGGGGUCGAGAGGGGUGCGGAGCGGUGCCCUGCGGAGCUGCCAGCCAGGGGAUGACUACCGCGGCCGCAGCUCAGGUCACAAACACCCGUCAUCGUCGUCGGGGAACCACAAGCCCCGGGAGAGGUGGGCGGAUUCCCCCACCCCGUUCUCAUGGACUUCCCACCACCGAUCCAACAACCACAGCUCAGGGAAUCCCAAGCUGCUGGAGUUGGACGAGAAGCUAAGCAACUAUGAGAUGGAGAUGAAGCCCCUCAUGAGGAUGGAUUCUUAUAUGCAAGAGGUGCACACCCAAAAAAGACACUACAGCAAAGCCGGGGCCUGCCGGAGCUUGGUGGAGGAUCACCGCUCCGAUGACCGGGCCUUCGGGGUGCAGAGACUGAGGUCCAAGUCCCAGAAUAAGGAGAAUUUCAGGCCGUCGUCUUCUGCUGAACCCACAGUGCAAAAACUGGAAAAUCUAAGGCUCGGAGACAAAGCCGAGCCCCGGCUACUGAGAUGGGACUUGACCUUCUCCCCACCCCAGAAAUCCUUACCUGUUGCACUAGAAUCUGAUGAGGAAAAUGGCAAUGAGCUUAAGUCCAGUACGGGCUCAGCUCCUAUUCUGGUAGUCAUGGUGAUCUUGCUAAACAUUGGAGUCGCCAUUUUGUUUAUUAACUUUUUCAUCUAAUGAGAUUGUCCUAGCAAAAGUAACAGUUCUACAUACAGAUGGGGGAAAGGAGAGGAAAACAAAACACAAAACUAAACAAAAAAGGGAACGAGCAUAACUCUGACUGUCCAACAACAACUUCCAAGUCUUUUCACAGAAGAACAACAUGAUUGGGUAUCACUCACAGUUUGCCUUUUUUUCUGGGUAAUGUUUUUUGGAUUUUAGCCAAAAUUCUUUGCUUGUAUAACACUAUGCUGUGUGACAUGGCAGAAGGUGGCCGACACACCAGCCCUCCCAGCUAGACACGGAAAGAGAAGAGAAGGGAUCUCGGGAAAUCAACAGCAAAAAUCAAAUCACCUUUGUCAUCACCGUCACCCUCACGACAAGGAGGACAAGCUGCUGCCAGUAGGCAGAGGAAGGACACGGCGGCCAAAGAGCGAAGUCCCGGAGGAGCGUCUCAUUUUUGAGCUGGGUCAAGCAAGGAGAAGGAAGCAGCUGUCUUUAAGACACCAGCAUCAGGGUUGGGAGGUGGAAAGAAAGGUAGUUAAUACUUUCUUUUCACUCUCAGGUCUGAGAUAUCCUGGUGACGAGCAUUCAUGGGUAUAGAGUGGAGGGAAUAGAAGCUGUCUUUUCCCAAUGGGUAGGGAAACUAGCCCUUUUUAUUGUCUUCAAAUGGGCAUAUACAUAUGUUAAGGGGUGGGGGGAGAAAUGUCUUCCCCUUUUCUACCCAUCUAAAUUAAUUAAUCUUACCAUUUUCCAACACUGCCCCAUUGGCUUUCCUUGAAAAGGCCAAAUCCCUGACCCCCAACUCAUAGCCUAGGUUUUAACCAAACAUGGGUGUGUACAGACACAUCUGCACCAGUGGUUCAUUUUUGUAUUUGGCAUCAGAGUCCCUAGCCCAAGUGUUUUCCCUUGCCUCCUUGUCACCCACACACCAGCUCCUAAGGGAAACCAUGCUACCGGAGGUCCGGGAGUUGGAUUCAGGUCGAGACUGGAGUGUCUAGAUGGGAAACCAGGGCAAUUAUUCAGAAGAGGAAUGAAUGCAGUCAAUGUGUCUGGUACAUCUUGCCAUGGACAGAUUCCGACAUCAUGCUUGGGCUCAGAGCAUGUGGUAUUUUUGCACUUUGUAUGCAGGAUGUAUAUUCAGGCUUCCAACAUGUCCCUUGUACGCCACCAUUGGUAAUGACAGCCCCUUAAGGAUGUAUUGUUUCCUAUGAUAUAUGUCACUUAAGUUCAUUGGUUUUACCAUCUUUGUAAUAAUGCCUGCCUUGAUUUCCCCACUGGUAGAUAUGCAUAGUCAUUAAAGAUGCACUAUCCCUGUUCUGAAGCUGUUCAGUUCCCAAUAACAGGAUCAUAUUUUAAAAUUCAGUGGCUAAAAAAAAAAAUUCCCAAGUUCGUUAAAAAAAAAAUCUCUACCUCCCUCCCUCAACCUCCCCACAAAAACCAGUGCAAAAACAUACAACCCAAGUGUUGUUUCAGUCAGACCAGGAGGUGCAGUGUGUUUCUGCCUACUCUGCCAGCGUGGCUUCAUGAUCUGACCCAAAUCAUAAGCUAGACCGCCAUGUUUGACUGUCCCUCUCUGAUCAGUAGUCACUAGAGAUAACACCUUGACAUGCCUGUGCGUGUAUGUACGUGUCUAUAUCGAGUGUGGACAGAUCCAUAGACAAACACCUCAGUUCCACAUUGGGGAAAUCCCUUUGAAAGAGGAUCCCACAUACAACGUUGUUGGGUACGGCCCAGACUUCCGCACUCUGCUUUGCUUCUCGUUAGCUGUUUUUCUGCUCUGUUUGAAGCAGAUUUCUUUAUUACACCGCACUGGAUUGCUAUAUUUUUAACCAGAAAUAAACUAAAGAUUAGAGCAUGUUCCAUUGAAGUUUAGUUCUUUUCCUUACACACUCACACACACACACACACACUCUCACACUCACACACCAUACUUCUCACAGUUUUGUUUAGUUCAAGGGUCUUUUUUGGGGGAGAGGGUGGGAGGGGACAUAGGAGGAGAGAGCAUCAGUAAUACAAAUACAUUUCUGACAAUUUGCUUUCUAAAGGGAUAUUACAUCUUUUGUACAUCUUAAUUUUCUGUUCCUCUUUUUUAAUAUUGAGUGGUUGCUGCAGAACCUAAAGUGAACCAAAUAAAGAUUCUUGUUAACUUGCA